AAGAAGGUAACUGCUCUUUGGGUGUUAUUCCUCAAGAUAAACAGCUCCAUGUGCUACUUCUGUAUAAACUUUCCGAUGAGUUUGGCUUAAGGGAGGGAAUGGAAGCCAAAAUCAAAUCUGGGGCCAUCGAGGUCCUGGCACCCUGAUGCAAAAAAUAAAAAUAAAAAAAGAAUAUGUUUCACUCAGCCUGUUCCCAAGUUCUGGGAAGAAGGGAAGAAGAGGGUUGUGAUGAUGAUGGAGGUUCUCGCACAUAAGAUAAGGGCAGUGGAGCCAAAAAUCAUUCCCCAAAUCAAGUGGAAGAAUAACUCAGCAACAAUAAACAUCAGUAAGGCUUCACUGCUGCCAGUUUUCUCAAUUAAAACAGACACCGUGCAACCUAAAAUAAAAAGUAAAGUUGAAGCCUAUUUUAUCCUAAAAGAUUUGCGAGGCCACAACACUAAAACCUUUUCUCUGAUGCCAUCCAUUCAUCACCCAGUGAAAAAGGCCACUGCAUCUCCAGGCUUCUGCUGGUCCCCAAAGACUGCGUCAGCCAUUCAGCUCUAUUGAAGAAGGAUGCAACAGUCCCCUACAGGUUUUCAGAAAAAAGUAGCAUUCCCCACUGCUCACUGCACGAUGCCUUCUGGAAGGCUCAGUGAUGCCAAUGCAGCUGCGGCGGAAUGCUCUAGAAUUGCACAGCCUGGUGAAGUGGCUUCUCUCCCCACUCUGUCUCCUCCUGUGACAGAGCCCUUGGUUUCUUCUGAGCCUCCCACUGGUCUAACUGAGCCACUAACUUCUCAUCAGCCAAGCGAGCAGCACCCCUUCCUCACCUCUUCUCAAGACCUCGCCUCUUUGAUGGAAGAAGAUGAGAAGCAUUCUGAAGCAAAUGAGCCUCUAUCAGACGAGUUGCUGUCUGACGACCCCCUGUCACCUGCUGAAGAGAAACUGUCCCACCUAGGUGAGUGUUGGUCAGAGAGUGAGCACAUCUUUUUGGCUGCAAAUAUUGGUUGGGUGGUCACGGCACAGCUCAGUUUUGAUUCAGUGUGCCCUGUGAGAGCUUCACACAGCUCCUGUGAGCACCUAAACCCUAGUCAAUCAACUAACCUCUUCCUUGUCUUUCACCAGCACAAAAACCUGAAUAAGCCCCAACAUGGUCCUGAACUAAACAAGAUUAAAUUUCAGACUGAAGAAGCUAAGAAUAAGAAAAUGAAGGUCUCAAAGCGAAAAGACCAGGAAGCUGUUGAAGGUCCUGAACUGUCCUCUAAGGAAAUUAUUUGAACCAAGUUUCUUCUCAUAAAGCAUUAACAUUAACCCAUGACAAUGUUGUCACCACGAUUCCUUAUGCUCUCACAUACAUACACCCUAUAACCAUUGGGUCUGAAGGCAUUUCUCCCCCUCUUAAUGCCCUUGCUGGU
Molecule: messenger RNA, 1391 nt
Organism: Macaca mulatta (Rhesus monkey)
Lineage: Eukaryota; Metazoa; Chordata; Mammalia; Primates; Cercopithecidae
Source: RefSeq, a predicted model, not a curated record